This is a messenger RNA of Rosa rugosa (rugosa rose), 3261 nucleotides long. Its product is annotated as putative ion channel POLLUX-like 2. Gene Ontology annotation, biological process: monoatomic ion transport. The record is from RefSeq and is a predicted model, not a curated record. Bases 494 to 3031 code for a protein of 845 amino acids. Lineage: Eukaryota; Viridiplantae; Streptophyta; Magnoliopsida; Rosales; Rosaceae. The transcript is spliced from 24 exons.
GCUAUAAGUUUGAAAGUUUCAGUGUUAAAUAAGUUCAUACUAGAGAAAGUGGUGACAAAUGGAAUCCGGAUACAAAAUGAAGAAUUUAAAAGGUUGAGAAACUUGAGACUAUUAAGUUCAUGGCCUAAUCUUGAUGGAAUUUCUGAGAAAACUUCACUGUCCCGACUCCCGAGAAGUUGCACCCAAUUAAGAUGCAAUCUUUGGGUAAUAUAUAUCAAGUGCGUACCGCUAUCAAUUAUUGGUGAGGCAAUAAUUAAAGUGGAUGGUGAUGCAUGAUUACUUGCUUACAAGGUUGAAAACGACAGUGCAUGUACGCGUACUGUAGUUGCCAUGGUCCGGCCGGGUGCUGUUUCUUGUAGAUACCCAUAACAAAAACCCCAACAAGAAAAACACACCUCAGACUUGAGCUCACUUUAUUGACCUCAUCAAGGUCCAGUCAUUCAGCUCAAAAACAACAGCUUCUUCUCUCUGACGGAGAGAGAUACAGCAGAAGAUGGUUGUGAGUCAGUUGCAGCUGUGCGUUUUGCCACACCGGUUUCCGAGACUCAAUCCCUCUCCUUCUUCUCCAAAGAGGAAAUAUAUGCCCUGCCAGUUCUGGUGUAUCCAAUCUUCAUCUUUACAUGGGCGUAAUUUCAUAACUCCAAACAGAGGAAAAGGCAAGGUCAGGUCUCAAAAGACAGGCGAUAGACUAGAUUCCACCAUGUACAUAAAUGUUGAAGCUGAUUCGGACACUGAACUCCUUAGGAUAGAACAAGUGAAACGUUCUCAGAUUCACCAAGCAAAAGUCUUGAUGGGAUUGACGUGCUUAUAUAUUCCACUUAGACUGGCAAAGCUAAAUGUUGUUGAUACUUUCAUUAAGAUCGUCCAAGAAAGACUUAUCUGUGCUGUCCAAACUUUAGAGGCUGCCACGUUGCCUUUUGCCUGUGCUUCUAAUUCUCUGAAUAAGCCCAAGCCUCUUGGAUUGGAUGUGUUGUUGCAAUCAUGUCAAGAUGUUAGAUGGAGAUUUGAUCGAUUGAUGUAUCUUUUUAACGUCCAACUUGAGAAAAACGUUGCCACGUACUUCAUAGUGCUCCUGGUAGCAUGUGUCUCAUUUGUUAUCAUUGGUGGUUUCCUAUAUUUCAAGUUUAGGGACAGUAAAGAAUCUUUGGAGGACUGCUUCUGGGAAGCUUGGGCAUGCCUAUGUUCACCUCACACACAUCUAAAGCAAAGAACACGUAUUGAACGUGUUAUUGGUUUCGUUCUUGCUAUAUGGGGCAUAUUAUUUUACUCCCGCUUAUUGAGCACAAUGACUGAACAGUUCCGGAGUAAUAUGUACAAGCUCAGAGAAGGGGCACAAUUGCAAGUUCUGGAGACUGAUCACAUCAUUAUUUGUGGAGUGAACAGUCAUCUUCCUUUCAUACUAAAGCAAAUAAAUAAGUAUCAUGAAGUUGCUGUCCGCUUAGGUACUGCUACAGUUAGGCAGCAAAGAAUUCUUCUAAUGUCUGAUCUACCAAGAGAGCAGAUGCACAAAAAAGUUGACGAUAUUGCCAAAGAUUUUCACCAUAUCGAUAUCCUUACAAAAAGUUGUAGCCUGAGCUUAACAAAAUCAUAUGAAAGAGCUGCUGCCAACAAGGCACGUGCCAUAAUUAUACUGCCAAAAAAGGCAGAUCGGUAUGAAGUUGACACUGACGCCUUUCUAUCCGUUCUGGCUCUUCAACCUAUUCCUAAGAUGGAAUCCGUCCCCACUAUUGUUGAGGUUUCAAGUUCAAAGACAUGCGAGCUUUUGAAGUCAAUCUCAGGGUUGAAAGUAGAGCCUGUGGAGAACGUUGCAUCCAAGUUAUUUGUUCAAUGCUCUCGUCAACAAGGACUCAUAAAGAUCUACAGACACUUGCUUAAUUAUCGAAAAAAUGUGUUCAAUCUUUGCAAUUCUCCCAGGCUAGCAGGGCUGAAGUAUAGUCAAUUAGGACCUGGUUUUCAAAAGGCAGUUGUUUGUGGGCUUUAUAGAAAUGGGAAGAUAUACUUCCACCCAAAUGAUGAUGAGAUCUUGCAGGAAACUGACAAAGUAUUGUUCAUUUCACCUGUCAAUGGGGGUAAGAAGCCUCCUAUUACUAAUUCAAAUGUUAAAGAAAUAAGCGAUGCGAAUCAAAGUUUGGAAGAUGUAGAAAAGGACAGUGAUACUCAAUCACAUGCCUUAAAAUUAAGGAAAGAAAAUAUACGUCCCAAGAGAAGAGGCUCCAAGGCAUCAGACGGGACUGUAGGACCAACAGAAUUUAUACUUCUUCUUGGAUGGCGGCCAGACAUUGUUGAGAUGAUUGAAGAAUAUGACAAUUAUCUCGGACCUGGGAGUGUCUUGGAGAUAUUAUCAGAUGUACCGUUAGAUGACAGUAAUAAGGCAAGAAGAGGUGCCGGUCAAGCCAAACUAAAACAUGUGCGGGUUUCACAUAGGAUUGGAAACCCGAUGAACUUUGACACUUUAAAAGAAACCAUAAGCAAUAUCCAACAUUCUUUGAAGAAUGAAGAUAUUCCCUUAUCCAUUGUUGUAAUAUCCGAUAGAGAAUGGCUUCUUGGAGAUCCAAACAGGGCAGACAAGCAAUCCGCCUUUUCCCUACUUCUUGCUGAAAAUAUUUGCAACAAACUUGGCGUAAAGGUGCAGAAUCUAGUUACAGAGAUUGUGGACUCGAAAUUGGGGAAACAAAUCACAAGAAUAAAGCCAUCGCUUACUUAUAUUGCUGCGGAGGAAGUAAUGAGCCUCGUAACAGCUCAAGUCGCUGUGGAAAGUGAACUAAAUGAGGUGUGGAAAGACAUUCUGAAUGCAGAAGGUGAUGAAAUAUAUGUGAAGGAUAUCAGACUCUAUAUGAAAGAAGGAGAGACUCCAUCCUUCACGGAGCUUGCUGAAAGAGCUCAUUUACGGAAGGAAGUUGCCAUAGGUUAUGUGAAAAACAAUAAGAAGGUUAUUAAUCCAGUUCCCAAGUCAGAACCCCUCUCCCUUGAGUUGACAGAUUCGUUAAUAGUUAUAUCUGAAGUUGAAGGAGAACAACCGAUCGUUUUGUAGAAUGGCCUCUUGGUCUUUCACAGUUGCCUGUAUCUUUCACCCCAAUUUUCCUCUCAGUCUAACUCACUUGAUAAGUAUAGAAGCAAACAUGUUUACAGUGAGCGUGUUCUUUGAGCUUGCACCGUUAUACCAUUGGUCAGUUCGGCAAUAAAACUGCAAAUUAAUGACUACAUUACUUAGCUUUAUUGUUAUAAGAUUGUAACACUGAUGUAGGUUCAUCAUUCUUGUUA